GGUCUCGCUGCAGCCAUGCAUAUACACUGAAAAAAAACACAGUCGUUUCUGCUGUAAAGUUCGGUAGCUUUAACCGUUCUGCCACCGUAUAACGACUGUUCAGUAAGAGCAACGGUUUGCCACUGGUAAUUUUGGCGAGUCGCGACUCGUAAAAUUGAUCGCUUACGCGGGACAUCAGCAGAAACGACCGAACUGAUUCUUUAAAACUGCUGAACUCUACGUGUACGUGCUUUUUCUGUAACGGAUGGAACCUUUAUUCGUCCAUUCUGUGCUAACGAAAUGUGAAAGAUGGCGUUGUACCACCAGGAAACAUGUAGUUUCCCUUCAUACCGACUCGUCUCGUGUUUACUGCUCUUCCCGGAUUGCAAGCAUGAAGAGCAGACGGUUUUGUUAAUAAACAGUAGAUUUUUCUUAGUGUGAUAAAGAAAAAACACCUGUCAAAAAUGGCUAACAGAAUAUUCAAGCUCUUGUCCGCCGACUCUGUAAGUUUCACGCAAAUUCGUCACAAGUACAUGAGAGGAAAGCCUCCGACGAUAGCUCGAAGUUUGCAGCAGCGAAUUGAAGAAAUGGAGUACAAAGAUCCAGAAAUUCACUUCAAGGUGGAUAUCGGCUUUCCAGUCCCUAAAUUCUCCAGGACUCAAAUGACCGAAGCUUGGACUAAAGAAAUAGUUGCACGUAGGAAAGAUCCAUUGGUGGAACAGCAAGCUCGUCGCAAUCAAUUGAAUAUCGAUUUAGACAAAGCAAAGAAGGAUUGGUACAUGACAAAUGCUCCUCAUCAAAUACGUACGAUAGCCCAACAUUAUGGAAUAUAUGAUGAUUUGUAUGGAGAUGCCUAUUUUCAUCCUAUUGUACCAUUAACCAUUGAUUAUGAUUUUGGAAGUGAGGAUAAACUAGCUAGAGUGCACAGAGGAAAUCUAAUUAAGUCUUAUGAAGCCAAAAACGCUCCUAGUGUAACGUACAAAGCAGAACCAGACUCUCUGUAUACACUUCUUCUCACAACACCUGAUGGUAAUUUUUCUGAUCCUUCGUAUGAGUAUUGUCACUGGUUCAUUGGCAAUAUCCCAGGAAACGAUGUGGCCAAAGGAGAGCAACUUGUAGAUUACUUAAGGCCAAUCCCUCCAAAAGGUAUUGGAUUUUGUCGAUACAUCUUUGUCUUGUAUAAACAAGAUAAAAAAAUCGAUUUUUCAGAGUACAAAAAAGAAAUACCUUGUUUAAAACUCACAGAUCGCGAUUGGAAGACGUACGAUUUCAUUCGCAAGCACCAAGAUUACAUGACACCUGCAGGUCUUGCAUUUUUCCAGUGCGAUUACGAUAUUUCUCUCAAAGACUUUUACCAUAACGUAUUGCAAAUGGAACAGCCAACAUUCGAGUACGAUUUUCCAAAGCCUUACCUUAACCCACAAGUAUGGUUCCCUAUCAAAAAGCCUUUUAACGACUACAUGGACAAGUACAGAGAUUCAAAACAAAUCAACAAAGAGUACUUAUUAAGAAGAUUGAAGAAUGAGCACCCUUUCAAAUUCCCGGAUCCUCCGUUGAAGUAUCCAAAUGCUCAUCCAUUCAAGGGCUACUCACCAUCGUGGUUGAGAUUAGUUUGGAGGAAGGAGAGGCUCGGUAUAGGCCGAAUAAACGACCAUAAAUUGCAAAACUUUUAAUAAUUAUUGUAUGGUAAAAUAUAAAGUUGUUAAGAAAAUCA
This is a messenger RNA of Nasonia vitripennis (jewel wasp), 1693 nucleotides long. RefSeq names its product 39S ribosomal protein L38, mitochondrial (gene mRpL38). NCBI's taxonomy places the organism in Eukaryota, Metazoa, Arthropoda, Insecta, Hymenoptera, Pteromalidae. The transcript has 8 exons. The coding region runs from base 444 to 1652 and encodes 402 amino acids. The record is from RefSeq and is a predicted model, not a curated record. Gene Ontology annotation, cellular component: mitochondrial large ribosomal subunit.